Gymnogyps californianus (California condor) is the source of this 1700-nucleotide messenger RNA. It is a transcript of the gene GNB1L, whose product is annotated as G protein subunit beta 1 like. The transcript is spliced from 9 exons. NCBI's taxonomy places the organism in Eukaryota, Metazoa, Chordata, Aves, Accipitriformes, Cathartidae. The record is from RefSeq and is a predicted model, not a curated record. The coding region runs from base 13 to 1080 and encodes 355 amino acids. Gene Ontology annotation, molecular function: protein binding.
UUCAUUGCUUGGAUGGCUCUGCCACCUCCGGAUCCACAGUUUGUUCUCAGAGGUACCAGUGCGGCAGUCCACACUCUGCAUUUUUCCUGUGGAGGCCAAGAACCUGAUGUCCCCAUUCUUUUCUCUGGGUCUGAGAAUGGGUUUAUCCAUGUCUGGAACCUGAAAACACACAGAGUGGACACAGCACUGGAUGGCCAUGGAAGAAAAUCUGUCUACUGCGUGGAAACGAUGGGUGGUAAAAACAGGCUCCUCAGUCAGGGUCGUGACCAGAGGAUCUGCUUCUGGGAUUUAGCAGAGGGACGGACUUCAGUGACGGAUUCUGUCUUCACGGAGAAUGUGGGAUUCUGCAGAUGCUCUCUGUUAAAGGUGGCACAGGGACGCUGGCUAAUGGCCACGGCAGCCAAAGCCCUGGAGGAGGUUCAGGUUUUGGAGCUGCCAUCCAAGACGUCAGUCUGUACCCUGAAGCCAGAGGUGGGUGCCAAGCUGGGCAUGCCCAUGUGUCUGAAGUUAUGGCAGACAAAAGUAGGAGAGGCCACAGUUCAAAAGUGUCCGUUAUUAGGAACUGAAAUAAAUAGGCCAUUGAUCAGACGGUGUUUGGAAAGACUCAGUUCACAACCUUUGCUUCUGGCUGGCUAUGAAGAUGGAUCAGUGGUCCUUUGGAAUUUGUCAAUGGGAAAAGCAUCGAGCCAACUUGUUUGCCACCAGGAGCCAGUGAUGAGCCUUGACUUUGACUCGGAGAAGGCCAAGGGGAUCUCAGGCUCAUCUGAAAAGGUGCUUAGCAUCUGGAGCCUCAAUGAGCAACAGAACCUCCAGGUUUACAAAACACACAAACUUGUCAACGCUGGCAUAUCCGAUAUCACCAUCCGUCCAGACAAGAAGAUUUUAGCAACAGCAGGGUGGGAUCAUCGCAUCAGGAUCUUUGGCUGGAAAAAACUGAAGCCCUUAGCAGUGCUGGACUACCACACAGCAACUGUCCAUUGUGUGUCCUUCUCAGAUCACAAAAACCCCGGUGAGAGACUGCUGGCAGCUGGCUCAAAAGAUCACCGCAUCAGUAUCUGGUCAAUAUACACUCAGACGUGACGUGUUCUGCACUGUCAUGGACUAGCAAAACAGGAUUGGUGAAGCAAUUCUUUGCACUGUAAUUCAAACCUGGAUGUGGGGAAGUAGUAGAAUGUAUUUCCAGGCUGAAGUGAGAGUCCUAGAUUAAUUCUUAUGCUGCUUGUUCAAGCUGCAGGUUUUGUUUUCCAGAGAGGGAAGUGGAUUUUUAAAAUUCCUAACAAGCAGAGCAAGGCCAGUCACAAACGAAGACACAGAACAAGUCACUUCGAGUUCUGCUACAGGUUUUGCAACAGCUUUUCUUUGGCAGGUUGCUUAAAUAACUUGUGCCAAUAUCUUCUUUUGUGAAAAAGGACUGGAAUCCCUCAGACUGCGGUGGGGGCAGAAUACGUCUGUUUGUAAGUCAUUUAUGUAUCCAAGAAUCUGAAUCAGUGUAAAAUACCACUCUUGAAAAUUUAUACCCAUUAAACCACCUCCAGUGGUUUCUCAUUGUCAGUUACUUUUUCUUCCCCAUAACUGAAAGGCUAUCAGAACAACCUUGAUUUGUUCACACUUCUGUCAGUUUCUAACUUAAACCAACAGCCAGGAAUGUGACUAGGGACGGCCUUUGGCAUUUAUGAAUUUCAUUAUGUCUCCUGUCACCU